Molecule: messenger RNA, 2622 nt
Organism: Penicillium canariense
Lineage: Eukaryota; Fungi; Ascomycota; Eurotiomycetes; Eurotiales; Aspergillaceae
Product: putative GARP complex subunit Vps53
Exons: 3
Coding region: 1-2622 (873 amino acids)
Biological process (GO): retrograde transport, endosome to Golgi
Cellular component (GO): GARP complex
Source: RefSeq, a predicted model, not a curated record
AUGACUGCGAUUACAGUCUCGACCACCGGCCAUAUGCCGCCAAAUGAGGAGCCCACCCUCGACGCCUUGGAUGCAGUGGACUAUGAUCCUGUCGACCAUUUAAACGCCAUAUUCUCCCAUCCCUCUACCCUCUCCUCCGUCUCCCAGGUCUCCGGCACCCUCCACACAUACGAAGAUGAAUUGGAUGACGAGAUCAGCAUCCUGGUCGAGGAGCAGGUCACCUCCAAUGCGGACAGUGUGGAACGUAUCCAGACAGCGAAAGCUGAUUUGUCGGAGCUGUUCAAGAAGAUCGACGACGUGCGGGAGCGUGCGAUGAAGACCGAGCAAGCCAUCACGGACAUGACGGCCGACAUCAAGCAAUUAGACAAUGCGAAGAGGAACCUCACUUUGUCCAUGACGGCGCUGAAGCGGCUACAGAUGCUCACCACCGCAUAUGAUCAGCUCCAAGCUCUCAGUCGAACGCGACAAUACCGAGACUGCGCGCAGCUUCUGCAGGCGGUGAUCCAGCUAAUGGCCCAUUUCAAGUCACACCGAUCGAUCGACCAAAUUGCGAUCCUGAGCCGAAAUGUGGCGGAGAUCCAGCGGGACCUUCUGGAACAGGUCUGUGAGGACUUUGAAAUAGCUUUUGCUAAGGGCGAAGUUGCUCAGAAGCGCGGGAUGCUCUCGGAGGCAUGUCAGGUGGUAGAUGCACUAGGCGAGCACGCUCGGUCCAGACUAGUAACCUGGUACUGCAAUACCCAGCUUCGUGAGUACCGCCAGGUCUUCCGAAACAACGAAGAAGCCGGGUCAUUGGACAACAUUUCCCGCAGGUAUUCGUGGUUCCGGCGCAUACUGAAGAUCUAUGAUGAGGAGAACGCUGCUAUCUUUCCGGCCUCCUGGCGGGUUAACGAAAUCUUGGCCAACGUUUUCUGUGAGGGUACUCGGGAUGAUUUCAAAGGCAUCUUGUCCCGGUCAGUGCGCAGCGGACAGGUUAUUGAUGUCAAUCUACUGCUCUCGUGCCUGCAAGAAACGCUUGAAUUUGAGCAUUCACUCGAGAGUCGCUUUGCGCCUUCGCGCCUAUCCACGGACACCUUCGCCUCCUCAAAUGAAUCACCUGUGUUCAGUCAGUCUAUCUCCGAGGCUUUCGAACCAUAUCUGAGCGUUUGGGUGGAUGCACAGGACAAGCAGCUCGCCGCGCUGUUACCCAAGUACCGCCAACAGCCUCUGAGGCCCCUAGAUGAGGAGUUCAACUCGCACAUUGUGAUCUCCUCCUCGACUGAACUUUUCACAUUCUAUCGUCAAUCUUUGCAACAAUGCGCGAAACUCUCAACAGGUGGCAGUCUGGCCGAGUUGGCUAAGGUGUUUGCGAAAUACUUGGAUCAAUAUGCGCAGCAGGUCCUCCUUAACUAUAUCAGUGAACGGCCCAGCGCUCACACACCCUCGAAAGUACCGACCAUUGAAGACCUCAUUUCCGUUCUUAACACCGCUGAUUACUGUUACACUACAUGUACCCAGCUGGAAGAGAAAAUCAAGGGUCGGUUGGAUGAGUCCCUGAAACAAUCAGUGGAUCUACAAAGCCAGGCAGAUUCGUUCAUGGGCAUUGCUUCUGCAGCUGUGCGAGGGCUUGUACGGCAAGUUGAGGUCGACCUAGAACCAUCCUGGCGAGAAAUGCGCAACACGCCGUGGAGUAAGAUGGAGGCUGUCAGUGACCAGAGCUCCUAUGUUGGCGAGCUCGUAUCUCGAACAAAGGAUAAAACCGCGGAGAUCCUACAAUUGUUGCAUAAGCAGCAGUAUGCGCGGGCCUUCUCUGACCAUCUGGUUGAGUUGAUGUCGAGUCUGUUCAUCAGCAACAUUUUCCAAUGCAGGCCUGUUUCAGAGACAGGCGCUGAACAGAUGCUCCUCGACUCCUAUACCCUCAAGAGCGGCCUCUCAUCCCUCCUUCCUGCCCCCGCCCCAGCUGGCUUCGUGAAGCGCGUAAACAGCAGUUUCUUCAAGAUCGAAACCCUCCUCAAAACGCUGCAAGUCCGACCAUCACCUCCCGAAGCCCUGGUGCAGGCAUAUCUGAUCCACAUCGCGGAUCGAAACAACAACAACUUCCGCAAGAUCCUCGACCUCAAGGGCAUUCGCAGCCGACAAGAGCAAAACCACCUUGUCGAACUCUUCCAGCUGCACCGUGCAUCGGACCGCUACGCAUCCAGUCUACAACAAAGCAACCCGAUCCUCACAUCUCUUCAAGCGCCUGCCGCUACCACGACGGGCUCUGUCUCACAAGGUCUGGGACUCGGCGGUACCGCAUCCAUGCCUUCGCGCUUUGAUGCCUCAAUGCUCGGCUCUGCCAUCAUGUCCGCCGCUAAGGAUGGCGUUGACCGCUUCGGGAACCCCAGCCUCGGCGCAUUGGGUGCUUCUGGUGUUCCUGGUAUGACAAACACGCCCCCGUCGACCUCUGGUUUCGCCGGGACAACUGGCGCUCCCUCUCCCGCGCCAAGUACCUCUGUCCAGCAAGCCAGUCAUGCUCACACUUCAUCGGAGACCACUGCAGCUGGUAACCUCAAUGAGAAUCUCAAGAAUAUUGGGAAGUUCUUCCGGCGUGAUCUAGGUGGUUUUGGAGGACGGUUUGGGCGUGGCGCCGACGAUGCUGCGUAG